AUGCAGAAUCAAACAACAACAGCCGGGAGUUGCAUGAUCUUCGUUCGUCGGUCAACUUGCCAUCAACGCCGUCCGCGAGCGCGACUCUACGGACCUUUGGCAGAGGAGGUGACAGUGUCACUGCCGAUGUUUUCAAAAUCGACGAAGAGGACGAGAAAGCCGGGCAGAAUCUGGCCGGAGCCGUACACAUGCAAGCGUCCAGUCGUCUAA
Molecule: messenger RNA, 210 nt
Organism: Symbiodinium natans
Lineage: Eukaryota; Dinophyceae; Suessiales; Symbiodiniaceae
Source: the annotation of a GenBank genome assembly